Plodia interpunctella (Indianmeal moth) is the source of this 1408-nucleotide messenger RNA. RefSeq names its product NADH dehydrogenase (ubiquinone) 39 kDa subunit (gene ND-39). Bases 105 to 1307 code for a protein of 400 amino acids. The transcript has 7 exons. Gene Ontology annotation, cellular component: mitochondrion. Gene Ontology annotation, molecular function: protein-containing complex binding. The record is from RefSeq and is a predicted model, not a curated record. Lineage: Eukaryota; Metazoa; Arthropoda; Insecta; Lepidoptera; Pyralidae.
ACUACUAUAUGUCAAACUGACAUGUAUGUCACUUCAGCCAAAUGAACGAUUUGGCUGGAAAUUAAAGCUUUUAUUUUCCAUUUUCUAACAUUUUUCGGCUUAAAAUGGCUACAACAGCUUUAGCAGGCCAUUUCGCUACGAAAAUACUACCAAAACAUGGGUCUAUGGGAGUUGUUUACAUCAAGUCUGCUCCAUACAGCUCUGACGGCAGACCCAACUUAGCGGCGUACAAACGCGGUACCGGCGGCCGUAGCAGCUUCAAUGGUAUCGUAGCUACCGUUUUCGGCUGCACUGGAUUUGUUGGUCGCUAUGUCUGCAAUAAACUGGGCAAGAUUGGCACUCAGAUGAUUCUGCCAUACAGAUGUGAUUUCUAUGAUGCCCAGCGGCUGAAAGUUUGCGGAGACUUGGGACAAGUUCUCUUUACUCCUUUUGAUCUUCGAGAUGAGGAGUCUAUUGCGAAAGCUGUUCGCUACUCCAAUGUUGUCAUCAAUUUAAUUGGGAGAGACUAUGAAACAAAAAACUUUAAAUACAUGGAUGUGCAUGUAGAGGGUCCUCGAAGAAUAGCCAGGAUUUGCAGAGAGAUGGGUGUAGAAAGAUUUAUUCACGUGUCCUACUUGAAUGGAACUGCGCAUCCCAAACCACUAGUGUUAAAAAAACCAUCCAUGUACAAGAUCAGCAAGUACCUGGGAGAGUGUGCAGUAAAAGAAGAAUUCCCGACUGCUACGAUCCUACGCGCAUCUGACAUAUAUGGCUCCGAAGAUAGAUUCCUCAGAGUUUUCGGCCAGGUCUGGCGCAUGAAUAUGCAAUAUUUGCCGUUGUACAAGAAUGGCAUGGAGACAGUGAAACAGCCAGUGUUUGUGUCUGAUGUGGCCCAGGGCAUCGUCAACGCGAUUAGAGACCCCGACACUAGAUGUCAAAUCUACCAGGCUGUAGGACCAAAGAGGUAUCUCCUCGCGGACUUAGUGGAUUGGUUCUUCAAGCUAAUGCGGAAGGACGAUAAAUGGGGCUACAAACGGUUUGACAUGAAGUACGAUCCGAUUUUCUUCCCUCUCAAGGUAGCAUUGAUCAACGCGAUAUCACCAGCUUAUCCCUUCGGCGGCGUACACUGGGAAGGGAUUGAAAAGGAAUCAACAUCAGACGUCACAUCUACCAAACUACCUACCCUGGAAGAUUUGGGCGUGAAUCUGACGCACAUUGAGGACCAGGCGCCAUGGGAGCUCAAGCCUUUCCGGGCCUACCAGUACUACAUGGAUCACGUUGGAGAGUUCCCCAAACCUCCUCCUCCGCGAGUAUACUGUGGUCAUUGACUUUGACAAGUUUAUAUCAUGUAAUCUGUAUAACAUCUAAAUUGCAUCUUUAUGGUGUAGCAAUGUAGAGAGUUUCAAUAAAUUAUCUUAUUUGUUAAUUA